Messenger RNA from Trachemys scripta elegans, 7006 nucleotides. RefSeq names its product sodium channel protein type 5 subunit alpha-like. The transcript has 28 exons. NCBI's taxonomy places the organism in Eukaryota, Metazoa, Chordata, Testudines, Emydidae. The record is from RefSeq and is a predicted model, not a curated record. Gene Ontology annotation, molecular function: voltage-gated sodium channel activity. The coding region runs from base 218 to 6289 and encodes 2023 amino acids. Gene Ontology annotation, cellular component: plasma membrane; voltage-gated sodium channel complex; axon. Gene Ontology annotation, biological process: sodium ion transmembrane transport; neuronal action potential; membrane depolarization during action potential.
AGAGCCUAGCCAGGGUGGAGAGGAAUUGCUUAAGGGGGAAAUACAGAUGGUGAUACAUGGAGGAGAAUUUUCUAACUCUUGGGAGAUAACGGGCCUGAAACUAGUUUCUCUUUGAAUUAAUGAAAUGAAUUCUGGAGCCUUUCUUUAGAAGGAGUGGGAAAAAAUCUGUUUUCACUACUAGGGAUACAAUCUGUAACAGGAGGAAAAGGAUGAAAAGAUGGCUGACUUCUCACUACCAUGUUCUAACAAUUUCUGCAAGUUCACGCGUGAAUCCUUGGCUGCUAUUGAGAAGCGAAUCGCUGCCAAGAAGGAAUGCGUAGGUCAGAAGCCUGAAGAGAAACCUCGGCCCCAGCUUGACUUGAAGGCUUUCCAGAAACUGCCUGCUCUCUAUGGAAAUCCCCCUCAGGAGCUCAUUGGGGAACCACUGGAGGAUCUUGACCCUUACUACAGUGACCACAAGACAUUUAUGGUACUGAACAAAGGAAAAACAAUCUUCCGAUUUACUGCCACACAUGCCUUGUGUAUACUUAGCCCUUUUCAUCCGAUCAGAAGAGCAGUGAUUAAAAUUUUGGUACACAAAUGGUUCACUAUGUUUAUUAUGUGCACUAUUUUAACCAAUUGUGUCUUCAUGGCUAUAUUUGAUUCUCCUCAGAAGUCUAAGUCACCUGCAGCUCCUGAAUGGAACAUCUAUGUUGAGUACACUUUCACUGGCAUUUACACUUUUGAAGUAUUGAUAAAAAUAUUGGCAAGAGGAUUCUGUCUGAAUGAAUUCACUUUCCUUCGAGAUCCAUGGAAUUGGUUGGAUUCCAGUGUCAUUGCUAUGGCAUAUGUAUCGAUAUUUAGUAGACUACGCAGUGUUUCAGUCCUUCGCACAUUCAGGGUUCUGAGAGCUUUAAAAACCAUUUCAAUAGUCCCAGGACUGAAGGUCAUUGUAGGUGCACUGAUCCAGUCUGUUAAGAAACUUACUGAUGUGAUGAUCCUGACCCUUUUCUGCUUGAGUGUCUUUGCCCUCGUAGGCCUCCAGCUCUUUAAGGGCAAUUUGAGACAUAAGUGUGUCAGGCGUUUUAACUACACCAACGGAACUAUUACUUCAGAUGAUAAGACAUGGGACUCCUUUGACUUGUUUACUAAAGAUUCAGAAAAUGUUCUCAAGAAGAAUGACACCACUGAUAGCUUGUUGUGUGGCAAUGGCUCAGAUGCUGGCUCCUGUCCAGAUAAAUAUAUAUGUCUCAAAGUUGGGGAAAAUCCUGAUUUUGGCUACACAAGUUUUGAUACAUUUGGCUGGGCCUUUCUUUCCUUGUUCCGCCUGAUGACACAGGAUUACUGGGAGCGUCUCUAUCAACAGACUCUCAGAGCUUCUGGGAAGAUCUACAUGCUCUUUUUUAUGGUGGUCAUCUUUCUGGGCUCAUUUUAUCUGGUCAACUUGAUCCUGGCUGUAGUAGCAAUGGCAUAUCAAGAGCAGAACAAAGCUACUAUUGCGGAAACUGAGGCAAAGGAAAGGAAGUUUCGGGAAGCCAUGGAACUGUUAAUAAAAGAACAAGAGGCAUUGUCUGAUAAAGGAAAUGAUACAAUGUCACUUUGCUCUUUUGAAAUCUCGUCUUUACCAUCAAAAGAAGUCAAAGAUAGAAGCAACUUGAGAAAGAAAAAUAAGUCCUUAGGGAUAGAAGAUUAUGGGGAAGAUCAAAAAGUUCCCAAAUCACAGUCCAGUGACGAUCAACGAAAGUCGGCUCUUCUUGGUCUUACUUAUGGUGCCAGUGCAAAUCAAAUGAAGCGCAGGCUCAGCCAUGGAAACAUGUUCAAUUUCCAGAUAUCUGGCAGAGACAUUGGCUCCAAAGCUGAUUUUGGUUGUGAUGAGAUCAGCAGUGCUGGGGAAAAUGAAAUCCAGCGUGGGUCACUGUUGGUUGCACGGACUGGAAGACUACCGAGUGUGCAAAGUCAAAUGAGCCAUAGUUCUUACCCUGCUACUCCUAACUGCAUGCAGAAUGGCAAGUGCAACAGCACAGAUGGUUACAAUGGCGUGGUUUCAUUAAUGGGAGGAGGAAGCACCAGGGCAUACAGUCUAGAACCACCUGCUUCUGAAGGGUUAUUGCUCCCUCCAGUUAUGGAAAACCCUAGAAUAGGUGAUUUGAGCACUUUAUGUGAUGAGGCGAGCAAGAUGUAUUUGGCCCCUCGUCUGUCAGUGGAUUAUUUUAAUGAGCCACUUCAAAGACAAAGGGCAGCAAGUGCAAUCAGUAUCAUUACCAGUGUCCUGGAAGAACUUGAAGAAUCACAACAGAAAUUCCCUCCAUGCUUGAAAGAUUUUGCCCUAAAGUAUCUUGUAUGGGACUGUUGUCCACUAUGGUUGAGACUCAAGAACAAAGUGACAAUUUUAGUAACGGAUCCAUUUACUGACCUCGCUAUCACUGUUUGCAUUGUGGUGAAUACUAUCUUCAUGGCACUAGAGCACCAUAACAUGACACGCCCAUUUAAAUUCAUGCUUUGCGUAGGCAACAUGGUCUUUACUGGCAUUUUUACUGCAGAAAUGAUCUUGAAAAUCAUUGCUCUAGAUCCUUAUUACUAUUUUCAGCAGCGCUGGAAUAUUUUUGACAGCUUAAUUGUCACCAUCAGCUUAAUUGAAUUAAUUGACUUUCUACCUAAAAGCGGAAAAAGAAGAAUGCUAUCAAUUUUACGUUCUUUCAGACUGCUGAGAGUCUUCAAGCUGGCAAAGUCCUGGCCAACUUUAAAUACCCUCAUUAAAAUCAUUGGUAACUCAGUGGGUGCCCUGGGUAACCUCACCCUGGUUCUGGCGAUCAUAGUCUUUAUUUUUGCCGUGGUAGGAAUGCAACUUUUUGGGGAACAAUAUGUUAAAAAAUAUGAUGAAAAAUGCUAUAAAAUAUCUGAGGAUUGCAAGCCACGUUGGCAUUUUAUGGAUUUUUUCCACUCAUUCCUUAUUAUAUUCCGAAUUCUGUGUGGAGAAUGGAUUGAGACCAUGUGGGGUUGUAUGGUGGUAGCUGAUAAACCAUUAUGCCUUCUAGUCUUCUUGCUCGUCAUGGUGAUAGGAAACCUAGUGGUUCUCAACCUGUUCAUUGCACUACUGCUGAACUCCUUCAGUGCUGACAACCUCCAAGCACCCGAAGAUGAUGGAGAGAUGAACAAUCUUAAGAUUGCAUUUGCUCGGAUCCACAGGGGACUUUACCUGGUGAAACACGCAACAUGGGAUUACUGUUGUGGACAGUGCCAGCAUCCAAAGAAAGCUGCCAAAAAGAAAAAGAAAUUGGCUGCCAAGAACACAUGUUUGAAGGCUCGGAAAGAAGGGAAAAAUUGUAAAGAAAAUCACAGUAACAAUGGGACUGAGAAAAAUGGGGACAAAUGCUCAGUUAGCAUUCUUGAAGAUUUUAUCACCAACCCUAACAUGUUUGUCUGUGUCCCUAUUGCUGAGGCAGAUUCUGAUAGUGAACAUUAUGAAGAAGAUGAUGAUAAGCCAACCACAUUCUCAGAAACUGAGUUCUCUAAACAGGAAAACCACCUGAGGCAGAGGGGAGAGCAAUGUAAAAGUCCAGGAGUUUGGAGUAAAGGAUCUGAGGUUUUCUCUGAAGACUUAAGUGAGUUUAACAUAUGUAAACAAAGGAAGGAUGAAUCUUCACAAGGACAAAAAGAGCACCUGGAUGACAUCAGCUGUUCUGAAGGCAGCACAGUGGAUCUGACAAAUCCUGAGGAGUUUCUGAAACAGAUCUCUGAGCUGGCUGAAUUCGUAAAAGAACCUGAUAACUGUUUUCCAGAAGGCUGUGUUCGAUAUUUCCCUUGCUGUGUGGUGAAUACCACAAAGUUUCCAGGCAAAAUGUGGUGGAACCUGAGGAAAACCUGCUACAAAGUUGUUGAACAUAGCUGGUUUGAAAGCUUUAUCAUAUUCAUGAUCCUGCUGAGCAGCGGUGCCCUGGCAUUUGAAGAUAUUCAUCUUCAAAACAGAAAAAACAUUAAAACCAUGUUGGAAUUUCUUGAUCAAGUCUUCACUUAUAUCUUUGUCUUGGAAAUGUUUCUGAAAUGGCUGGCUUAUGGCUUCAGGAAGUAUUUCACCAAUGCCUGGUGUUGGCUUGAUUUCCUUAUUGUAGAUGUCUCUUUAGUAACCCUCAUAGAUAAGUUCCUUGGAAAUUCCAAAAUAGGAGCCAUGAAAUCUCUUAGGACUCUCCGAGCUUUGAGACCAUUAAGAGCAUUGUCACGGUUUGAAGGGAUGAGGGUGGUUGUAAAUGCAUUGAUAGGUGCCAUCCCUUCCAUCAUGAACGUUCUGCUUGUCUGCCUUAUUUUCUGGCUCAUUUUUAGUAUCAUAGGAGUGAACCAAUUGGCAGGACGAUUUGGAAAAUGCGUUAACAUGACUGAAGAAAAAUCAGUAUUAAAUAAAAGUAUUAAGAACAAACAGAAUUGCACAGCCUAUAAUGAGACACACAAAAUAUAUUGGACAAAUGGUAAAGUCAACUUUGAUAACGUUGGUUCUGGUUAUCUGGCUCUUCUUCAGGUGGCGACAUUUAAAGGUUGGAUGGACAUUAUGUAUGCAGCAGUAGAUUCACCAGGGAAAGAAAAACAGCCAAAGGAGGAAUUUAAUCCGUACAUGUACCUCUAUUUUGUGGUUUUCAUAAUCUUUGGAUCUUUCUUCACACUGAAUCUCUUUGUCGGUGUCAUUAUUGACAAUUUUAACCAACAAAAGAAAAAGAUAAGUGGACAAGACAUCUUUAUGACAGAAGAACAGAGAAAGUAUUAUAAUGCAAUGAAAAAACUGGGAUCCAAGAAACCCCAAAAACCUAUCCCAAGGCCAUUGAACAAAUACCAAGGGUUUUUAUUUGACAUCGUAACAAGCCAAGCCUUUGAUGUUAUCAUCAUGAUUCUCAUCUGCCUUAACAUGAUCAGUAUGAUGAUAGAAACUGAUGAUCAAAGUCCAGAGAAGACUAACAUUCUUAACAAAAUCAACAUACUCUUUGUUGUCAUCUUUACUGUAGAAUGCAUCAUGAAAUUAUUGGCCCUAAGACACUACUACUUCACCAAUGGCUGGAACAUUUUUGAUUUGAGUGUUGUCAUCGUGUCCAUUGUUGGCAGUGUGCUCUCUAACAUUGUUAAAGUAUUAGAAUAUCUUUUCCCACCUACACUCUUCAGAGUCAUUCGCUUGGCUCGAAUUGGACGAAUACUAAGACUCAUCCGAGCUGCGAAAGGAAUUAGAACUCUCCUUUUUGCCUUAAUGAUGUCCCUUCCUGCUCUGUUCAACAUUGGCCUCUUACUUUUUCUGGUCAUGUUUAUUUACGCCAUUUUUGGCAUGGCUAACUUUGCUUAUGUUAAGUGGGAGAGUGGGAUUGAUGACAUGUUCAACUUCCAAACCUUUGCUAACAGCAUGCUCUGUCUCUUCCAAAUCACAACAUCUGCUGGCUGGGAUGGUCUUCUCAGUCCUAUUUUAAACACUGGACCUCCAUUUUGUGAUCCAAAGACUAAAGAAGUUGUGGGAGAAUGUGGUAAACCUGUUGUGGGUAUUAUUUUCUUUGUAAGUUACAUCAUUAUAUCAUUUCUCAUUGUUGUAAACAUGUAUAUAGCUGUUAUUUUAGAGAACUUCAAUGUUGCCACUGAGGAAAGUACAGAUCCUCUAGGUGAAGAUGACUUUGAUAUGUUUUAUGAAGUCUGGGAGAAAUUUGAUCCUGAGGCAACUCAGUUUAUUGGGUAUUCGGCACUUUCAGACUUUGCAGAUGCUCUGGCAGAACCUUUACGUGUAGCCAAACCAAACAAAAUUGAGCUCAUAGCCAUGGACCUUCCCUUGGUCAGUGGAGAUAGGAUCCACUGUUUGGAUAUUUUGUUUGCUUUCACUAAACGGGUGCUAGGAGAAUCUGGGGAGAUGGAUACUCUAAAAGUACAGAUGGAGGAAAAGUUUAUGGCUGCCAAUCCAUCCAAGCUUUCUUAUGAACCAAUCACAACCACGAUCAGACACAAACAAGAGGAAGUUUCUGCCAUUAUUAUCCAGAGGGUUUACAGGAGUCAUUUGAUGCAACGUUCCAUGAAGCAGGCCUCUUUUUUAUACUGUCAUAGAACCUGUGAUGGUGACAUCCUUGAAGAUGCUCCAGAGAAAGAAGGCCUCAUUGCAUUCAUGGCAAAUGAAAAUUAUGGUAGAAAUUUAGACAAGUCAGAAACUGUGUCCUCAACAUCUUUCCCUCCAUCCUAUGACAGUGUCACUGGGACCACUAAUGAGCACCUUGAGGUAAAGAUGGCAGACUCUCCGCAAAGUGUUGAACCUACCAAUCGUCCACUAUCUGCAGAGAGAGAAGAGGAAUCCAUUGUUUAAAUUUUUAAGAAUGCUUUAAAAUAUUGUUCCCAGCAUGUAAUGAUGUAAAUAUACAGCAAUUGAAGCAGCCUUCUUAUUAAACAUUAGUUGCAAAAGAAACAGUGGUGUUUUUACCCUUAACUGCAGAAGUUGGUAAGGUAUUUUGACCCUGCUACAUUCAACUUUGCUUAAUGUUUAUAUUUAUAUAUGAACAGGAAGAAUUUGUGUAUGGUUACAGCCGUUAUAUCAGUGGCAGUACCAAGUUAAGGCAGAAUCCCGAGUAUGUGUUUACUGUGGCCCAGACAGUGUUGAUAGAGCAGUAUUCCACUUACUUCUGCUAACCAGACAUUUACUUCUUUAGAUUGGUUUGCUUUGUUGGGGAGCAAGUUCAAGGAAGAUAAAUUUCAUGGUGUCUGGAAAUAAAUAUCUGCCUGGGGUAAAGGGUGGGCUGGGAGAAAGUUUAAGGUUUGAGGGUUUUGGAAGUAGGGAGGGAGUUGAAAUGUAGUCUUAAUUCAUUCCUAAUUAACAUUUUGAUUAUAAACCCGGUAAAUUUAUGACUCAUAAUCUGUUCAAUCCUGUGUUUCACAUAUCGCAAGCAUAAUCAUUGCAUGACUCAUUGAUAUGACAUAGUAUACUGGAACUCCUCCAAUACGAUGAAUUUAAACAGAAUAGCCAUGGUGUGUAUACUAUUGUAGUCAUGUUACUGCAGUAUAAUGAAAUAAUAAAUAUAACAUUUAA